UUAUAAGUUUCACUAGGAAGACAGAUAAAGCGUUUUUUUCUAAAGCAAUCACCUUUGCAUGGGAAAACACAGAAUCCUACUAAUCCCACGUGUUCAACUACGUCAUUAUUGUUUGAGCAGUCUUCGCCGUUUGACAGAGCGGGGUACCUGGCUCACGUCUGGGAGGUAGCCCGGUUCCAAAUCGAAUGCGAACAAAUUUCCGCCGGUGCAACACGAGCGCCCGGACGAGAUUAAUCAAACCCCCUCAUUGAAAAGCGCUGUCAAUUCUGUAAACAGCUAGCACUAGUGGACUACUUUUCAUUGGACAAUUCCGGCUGUUGGUUCCGCCUCAUUUUUGAUUUUCUGGAUGUUCAUUGCUCAAACUAGACAGCUAUCGUGUAUUCUGCUGACGUCAUCUAGGCGCUGGAACUCGUUGAUAAUGUUGUGGUUGUCCAUGCCGCCGAUUCAGUGCUUGUUUGUAAAGAUCUCCUUUUGAUCAGUCUCCCCCGCAUGGAGUUGCGCGCUGACCCGGUGGUGGCAACCUUGGACAUGUCGGAGAUUAAAGGUAAAGAUGGGGAGCCUUCGGAAGGCGACGGUGACUACGAGAGUUUGCCAGCUCAUGCCUCAUUGACAAUCCACAUGACAGCAGGAGCCGUGGCUGGAAUCCUGGAGCACACGGUGAUGUACCCCGUGGACUCUGUCAAGACCAGGAUGCAAAGUUUGCAGCCAGACCCUAAGGCUCAGUACAGCAGUGUGUAUGAGGCCCUAAGAAGGAUCGUCCGGACGGAGGGUCUCCUCAGACCCCUGAGGGGCCUCAACAUCACAAUGCUGGGGGCCGGCCCUGCCCACGCCCUCUACUUUGCCUGCUACGAACAUGUCAAGCGCACACUCAGCGAGGUCAUUCAGAAUGGAGGAAACAGCCACAUAGCCAAUGGACUGGCAGGCUGUGUGGCCACUGUGCUGCAUGACGCAGUCAUGAACCCAGCUGAAGUGGUGAAACAGAGGAUGCAGAUGUACAACUCUCCCUACCGGAACCUGUUAGACUGCGUUGGGACUAUACAGCGCACUGAGGGGCUCACAGCCUUCUAUCGCAGCUACAGCACACAGCUGGCCAUGAACAUUCCCUUCCAGGCUGUCCACUUCAUGACCUAUGAGCUGAUGCAGGAGCGGCUCAACCCCCACAGACAGUACCACCCCGGCAGCCACGUGCUGUCUGGGGCUGCGGCGGGGGCCGUGUCUGCAGCCAUAACCACCCCGCUGGACGUGUGUAAGACCCUGCUCAACACACAGGAGAACGUAGCGCUCAGCUCCAUACACAUCAGUGGUCACCUCACAGGCAUGGCCAACGCCUUCAGAACAGUGUAUCGCCUCGGUGGCACGGCUGCCUUCUUCAAAGGGAUCCAAGCCCGGGUCAUAUACCAGAUGCCCUCCACUGCCAUCGCCUGGUCAGUCUAUGAGUUCUUUAAGUACGUCUUGACCAAGCAGCAGAUGGAGCGAGAGGCUGGGCCAGCUGGCCCAGUCUGAGGAAGGGCUGUGGAGACCGCAAUGUGACCACACCUGUACUAGAGGCUCCUGGUUCUCCUGUGGAAUCAAUGCAAAAAGCCUCAUCGUGUUCAUAAUUUUAUAUCUGUGUGUGCUUUUGUAUAAUAACUCAAAGGGAAGUCACUGCAAUGGAGGAACUUUGAAAGACUUGCUGUGGUAGACCGUGGCACUCCUUACCCUUCACUUUCCUACCCAGCAAGCCCUUCCAUUGUGCACAGUCAUUCAUUAGAGGAGUGGAGGCUGUUACAGGAACUGUACAGAGAUGUAUACAGAGAAAAGGUCGUCUUCAUAUGGCAACAGGCCCUUUUCCCAAAUCACCCGUUCACUAAGCACACAACACUACCAACUUCGUCUAUCACUAUCUGGUGACAGUAUUUUCAUCAUUAUGUUGGGUUACAUUCAUACAGUAUGUUUGUAGAUCUGAUAUGGGAACUUUUUAUUUAUUUGAUUUGCUUACCAGGGCUUGCAUUUUAUGGAUUUGGAAGAGACACAUAGCUGUUUGCUUGUUUUAUUUCUUUGUGUAUUUAUAAAGGACUGUUUUAUUGAACACAUUCCUGAGUUUCGCUGCACAGUAGACACAAUUGCGCUUUUUAAGUGCCUCUUUAGCAUUGAAGGCAGCCACAACUUCAAAGCUUUGUGUUGUGUAGGUCCUUAAUAGAAAUGGAUUGGAUCAGUCACCAUUAACAUAAUCAUUGUUUGCCAUUGAAAUGUAGAUUAAAUCAUAUGAUUUGUAUGUUACCUUUUCAUCAAUCAUAGCAAGAAACCACUCGUCAAAACCAAAUGUACUGAAAUAGGACCAUGUUAUUUUUCCUUGGCCAGAAGGUUGGCAUCAUACAAUGUGCCUAUAAUCUGAGCUAGCCUAAACCUUUCAAGAUGAGGGCCUUUUUUCUAUUCUGUGUUGGAAAUGCCGUUCUGAGAGUUACAUUUCCUUUUGGCUGAACCCCUAUAUGUUGUGCUGGGUUUUUCCACUUUAGAUAGGUCUUCAUUCAAACCUCUACGCCAGUCAAAGUCUGCAGUAGUUUAGUAGUUCCGUUUCAGUAGUUUAAUUUGACCACACAGUGAAGUGAGUAUUGCCUCCCUUUCCUGAGAGGUUACCGGAAUCCCUCUCAAUAAUAAAGGUGUAUAGGCCAUAACGGCCCAAAUAUUAGCCUUGUUUGAAUGCAGUAGUAUGCUCUGGACUCUCACCAAUGUGAGUGUUAGAGUAUAUUAUAUAACAAUCUAUGUUGCAGAGAAGAGGCAACGUUUGUAUAUUUUAGUGAGUGAUUGUUUCCCAGGAGGCAUUUCAUUAUGCAGGUCCUCAGGUGAACCAAACCUCAGCAUCAAACCUGUAAGAGGCUGGUGGCAUGGACCGCCUCAUCUCUGCAUUCAGACACAUCUGUGAUGUUCAUAUUUAGCUUUUGAGUAAAAUAUCAUGCUUGUAAUAAUGUACUUAGUUAAAAUCCUUUUAAUAGAGAUUUAAUGUAAGAUGAGCAAAUUUGACAGAUUCUCAAACUACUUAAAUAAAUAAAACAUUCAAUGUUCCAGACAGCAGAAUUUGGAAUGAGUACCACUGCAGUUAAUCGGGCGACUCCUUUAAGCAUUGGGUACAGUCUGUGACAAUGGGCCCAUUACUAAUGGGUUACCAGAUCAGCUGGUUGGCACGCUCUAUUUAUUCGAAUUUUUUUGGCCCAUUUUAGUCACUUCCUGUGCUCUCCCUGCUCUCUUCCCAGCCUCUUGGCUCUGAGUUUUCUACUCAGAAGGCAGACAUUCCUCCACAUAUUGCUGUAAUCCACAAAGCUGCAAGAUUUGUUUGUUUGCUUUUAAUUAAAUGUUGUUGGGUUUUUAAUUAAAUGUUGUUGGGUUUUUUCACCAGUGAAGUACGGAUGGUUCUAUGAGAUCUCCAAAGGUCCCUCAAAUAUAGGUUUAUUCCUUGUUAAAGAUCCCAAAGAUAUGCAUUGUAUUGUAGGAUUCCUAUUUGCAAACCUGUAGUGGUGAACAUACCUGUAAAAUGAAGCACUCAUUCUUGUGCUCGUACUUAUUGGCAGUCCUCUCAUGACAAGCAUAAUCUGCAACCAAAAAAGCUGUAGCUUCUUAUUCUUUGGACUACUUUAGUUGAGCAGGUCAUUUAGCUGUCUUGAGGCGUAUUGCCUUAUGAUGUUUAAAAAGUCACUUUGUGCCUCAGCAUUUUCAUAAGAGUUAGAGAUGAGAAUUUCUUCAAAUGUUUCUGUGAAGGCUGAAGUGUUUGGUUAAAGGGGACAUUUAGUCUGAACUGAGACUAGCAGGGGAGUAGUGGUCAAACCUACAAUGUUGCAGUAUUCAUUAAGGAGAGAAGUUGGCACACUUCAUGACCAUUUCUCUUCAUUUUAAGUCCUUUUGAGCCCUCUGGGUGGGUGUUUUUAUGGAGUUACACAAAUGUUUUUGCUAAAUAUCACAGCUAUUGUUUAUGUAAAUGAAUAUGCAACACAGUAACACAUUUAGGUUGAUUAAAGUCAAUCUUAUUGACAACAAUACUGUACAGCUGAAGGUUCAUUCAUUAGAUUUUUUUUUUGGCAUAUCGUUUACUACUAUUUCUGAAAAGGGGAACUCCAGACAAAUGUAAUGUAUGUUACUUACUAUACAAAUGCCAACAUGCCAUUUCUGUUCUAUGCAUUUCAUUCAAUUUUAAUGAAUCUUAUGUUUUAAGAAAUGCUGGUCAUACAGUUGAUUAUAAUUAAUUCCAUUAAAAACCACUAGCAAGAUAUUUCAACCCCUUCAAACAAUACUGCUCCUAUGCAUUAAUGUUGAGCAGAACUGACCUUUUUAAGAAACUUGGAGAUAGAAAUGGAUAGUUACAUGGAAUGGAUGAUAAUCAAAUGUUUCAAAUGGUCAUUAGACUAAUCUUCUUCAGGUAUUUAGUCUUACUUUAGCUUCUGAAUCAUUUUUGACAAAGUAUCCACAGAACACAGGUCUUGUUUUGUUCAGACACAUUACGUUAGCCCUAGAGAUCUAAGGAAAAAUAAGUCUUAAACCCAUGCUUAUUGUCUAGCUUGUAUAACUUGUCUGUGAGAUCAUUUCAAUAUAAUGUACUUUUAUUAUGUAUGCCCCAUGAAUAAGAGUGAUUGUGUUAAUGGAGAUUUGGUGAAUUUUUAUCUUAUCUAGGGAUGUUCAUCAUGUUACAUCUUUGCUGCUUUUUUUGCGCACAAAACACCGGGGGAAACUGGGAAGAUUUAUGACUAGAGUGCCAUCUACAGCACAAGAAUGUGAAAUGAUAGUGGUAAUGCUGCUACAGUGUAUAUAACACUGGAGCUGAAAUAAAAUGCAGGUGAUAAAUGA
Salvelinus fontinalis (brook trout) is the source of this 4812-nucleotide messenger RNA. Its product is annotated as mitoferrin-1-like. Bases 490 to 1503 code for a protein of 337 amino acids. Gene Ontology annotation, molecular function: ferrous iron transmembrane transporter activity. The transcript has 4 exons. NCBI's taxonomy places the organism in Eukaryota, Metazoa, Chordata, Actinopteri, Salmoniformes, Salmonidae. Gene Ontology annotation, cellular component: mitochondrial membrane. Gene Ontology annotation, biological process: iron import into the mitochondrion. The record is from RefSeq and is a predicted model, not a curated record.